Molecule: messenger RNA, 588 nt
Organism: Ilex paraguariensis (yerba mate)
Lineage: Eukaryota; Viridiplantae; Streptophyta; Magnoliopsida; Aquifoliales; Aquifoliaceae
Source: the annotation of a GenBank genome assembly
CUUUCCCGUCCGCCACCCUCGUCUCUGUACCAUACCAGCUGAUAGUGGGAGUGAAACAUAUUUGAUUUUGAUUUUGAUUUGGCAAAGAAUCGUCCUUCUGCCUUGCGUUUGGGUUUCCCAAUGACCGCAAACAGGAUAUAAGAGAGAUCGAGACUAAUUCAAAAAUUUGAUUCCAAAUAAACAGAAAAGAUGGAUAGGCAGUCCCCAUAUGCUGAUUCCCGUAUCAAUCCAUACACUGCUGCUCAGAUGCAGAAACUGGCUGGAGAGAGAAUGCAACAGAAGGCUGCACUGAAUAAUUUGCCCGGGCGAUCAAAUUCUUUUCCUGCUGAGCAAGGGGAUCCAUACGUUACUGCUCGGACAGGAGGGCAGUGGCAGUGGGACAGAGAUGUACCAAACGUAUCAAAUCCGAUGUCAUCUCAACCAUACACAGCAGGCAAAGGUGGGGAGGAAAAUUUUCAAACUCCAUUGUUGAAGGACAAGUUGAAAUCUUCUGAACCUAGUUCCAGCUUUAGAAGCCUAAUGUUUUGGACAAGUGUUUCCUUAAAAGCUAGCAUGGUUUCCUACAGAACUUCCAUUAAGUAUGAGUGA